UGACCGGGUUGUAAUAUUUCUCCCCGUUGUCGAGAUGGAAGAGAGACAUUCAACAUAUCAUCGUUUCUUGCUGACGAUGCUCAUUUUCAUGCUUCCCCCCCACCUUCGACUAUUAUAGUGUGUCGUUGUCCAGGUAAACAGUUGACAAGAUGACGCCAGAACAAAGCUUAUAUAGAAGUCUGAACAAAUGGCUAUUACAAGCGAUGCGAAACCGAAACUGGUUAGAGAAAUGUCACGAACGAAGGUCUAUCGGCGAUAGGAAUUCAUUACUGGACCAAUUAGUAUACGAUCAGAACUUCGAUUCGUCCGAAAAGCGGAUACUCGAAAGUCAAUUAGCAGGUCUAUUUGCACAACUACUCGCCGUUGCGGAUCAUCUUAGCACUAUGCACUAUCAUUCUGAUGCGGUGCUAGGAGGUUCUACACAGGACAGUAUUUACUGCCUUGAAGCACACUUGGGUGGCGUGGUCCGACCACAGGUACGGACUUCUCUCGGUUGGGUGUGCCCUGAAGCAAAAGAAGGCUUAGCUGGGUGGCGUUCUGACGAGGUCCUGGUUCGGAAGUAAGUAUUACAAUUUACAGGUAAGUUCCGGGUAAUUUAUGAGUUUUCCCCUGAUUUGUUGUUGUCCAGGAUCUACCUGAGAUCUACUUUUAGUGAGGAGGAACGAAUACUGGCCCCUCACCGUGAAAGUUGAAAUAAUAAGAGAGAGAGAGACGCGGUGUGUCCAACGGGGGCCUCCGAUCCAACAAAGGGAAUGUUUAGCCG
Molecule: messenger RNA, 763 nt
Organism: Aspergillus pseudotamarii
Lineage: Eukaryota; Fungi; Ascomycota; Eurotiomycetes; Eurotiales; Aspergillaceae
Exons: 2
Coding region: 150-563 (137 amino acids)
Source: RefSeq, a predicted model, not a curated record